Ruditapes philippinarum (Manila clam) is the source of this 1113-nucleotide messenger RNA. RefSeq lists its product as uncharacterized. The transcript has a single exon. The record is from RefSeq and is a predicted model, not a curated record. Bases 1 to 1113 code for a protein of 370 amino acids. Lineage: Eukaryota; Metazoa; Mollusca; Bivalvia; Venerida; Veneridae.
AUGACACUGAAAGAAUCUAGAGAUGAUAAAGUAAGAACAGCAGGUGUCCAAGUAAGAACAGGACGAAAAUGGUCAGCAUCAAAAGCAGUUUCAGAGGCAGAGAGUAGACUGAGGCAUAAAGAUAUCGUAGGAACAGUGGCAGUAGGACGACAGGGCCUUGGUACAUCAAAAAGUUGCUACUGGAAGAACGCUAACACCCAAGAAAGACGAAGUCUUGUCCAAAGAGAGAUAAAAUCUAGAGAAGAAGAAAACAGACAAGCAAAGACAGUAGAAUUAGGGAGCCAAGGCGCUUGGUCGAGAUGGGAAUUGGAACAACUAUCCCUUACAUGGUCAGAUAUAUGGCGAUAUCCGCAAUACCAACUGCAGUUCCUUCUGAGAUCAGUGUAUGAUGUAUUACCGACACCUUCAAAUCUGCACAGGUGGAAACUUUCAGAAACACCAGACUGUCCCUUGUGCGGAAACAGAGGAACUCUACAACAUGUUCUUUCAGGGUGCAAUAUCGCUCUUACACAGGGGAGAUAUACAUGGCGACACAACCAAGUACUCCGAGAACUCGCUGAAGUGAUAGAGAAACAGAGGAAAGAUGCAAAACAUAUUAGAAACAAACCUAUGAAGAUCCAGUUUGUGAAGGAGGGUGAAGUAGGCCAGGAAAGUAAAAAUAUCAUAUCAGGAAUCCUAAAUCAGGCAAGGGAUUAUUGGCAGUUAGAAGUUGAUCUAGGAAAGAAGAUGCAAUUUCCUGAUAUUGUACCAACUAACCUAAGACCAGACAUGGUACUUUGGUCUACAAGCAGUAAAAAGGUAAUAAUCAUAGAGUUAACAGUUCCCUGGGAGGAGAGAUGUGGCAAAGCAAAUGAAAGAAAGAGGGCAAAAUAUGACGGACUGUUGGCAGAGUGCAGAGAUAUAGGAUGGCAGACAUGGAACUUUCCUGUUGAGGUUGGCUGCAGAGACUUCCCUGCACAGUCAGUGUGGAGAAUGUUUUCUGCAGUGGGAGUGACUGGCCAGAAUAGAAGAGCAGCAAUCAAGAAAAUGGGCCAAGCAGCAGAGAAAGCAUCUUGCUGGAUAUGGAUGAAGAGAGACAGUAGUAGCUGGAAACCCACCACCAAUGCGCAGUGA